Molecule: messenger RNA, 9633 nt
Organism: Taeniopygia guttata (zebra finch)
Lineage: Eukaryota; Metazoa; Chordata; Aves; Passeriformes; Estrildidae
Source: RefSeq, a predicted model, not a curated record
AGCAGCUAGGGCAUAUUCCUGUUCCAAUAUUCCUACCAGGUUUCAGAGAAGAGAGCAGCUUUUCUUGGAUCUGAUGGUUGAGCCUAUAAGGAAAACACAGGACUGAUCCUAAACCUAUCAUGAAAGAUAAUAUAGCCUGGGAAGUGUCUCUCCUGCCCUUGUCUGCUGGGAUUUUUUGUCUCUUGUGGAUUAUUUGGUCACUGGAUUUAUCACUGGAUGUUCCAAUCCAUAGAUUUGAGCUUUUGAAGGAAAUACUGAUUUAGUGGAAGUUGUGAGUUAGAGAUCCUCUUCUGUAAGCUCUGCAGGAAGGAGGGCACAGGAAUGCUGCUUUGAAAUGCCAUUCUCAUGAGUGUAAGGAACCAACAGAACUGUAAUGUCUAACCCUACAUGGAAUAACAACUCUUGGAAGUUUUUUGGGCUGUACCUGACUCUGUGCAAAACUUAACAAAUCGGCUGCAGCUCCUUCUGCUAAGGAUCAGCCUUGGUACAGAAACAGUGGUAGUUAAAAGGCAGUAAGUAUAUCUGCUAGCUUAAAUGCUGUGGGUUUUUUUUUUCUCUCUCUUUUCCUUUUUUUAAUUCACAAGCACAGCUUUUUACUCCUCACACAGUAGGAAUUUGUCAGGAGCUUGCUGGCAUUAAUAGUCUAUUUCAGCUCUUUUCUAUAGCCCAGCAGCUACAGAGGGGGGGAAAAAGCAUGCUUUGUAUGGAGCUGUGGUUGGGUCUUUGCUGCAGUGCCCAUCUGAACUUGGCUGUGUCUAUUUUGUCAGCUUUUGCUUCCCUCUAGUAGUUGCUGGUCCCUUCCUAAACUCACGAAAUCCCACCAUGAAAUGCCUCUGCUUGGAUCAGGGUUCUGGCUGCUCCUGACCUGAACCACUUCUCUUGAUGGUUUUGCUUCUCAAGCUCUUUACUGCAAAACAAGAUAUCUUUGGGUUUCAAUUCUUUGUCUGGCUUUUUAGCUUUUACUUCUCAAUUGAUCUCCAGAGGAGUGGAACUAGGACAAAACACGUGGUAUUCUUAACCAGGGAUCCAUGGAGAGGGUGUAAGCUAUUGGAAAAGUGAGUGGCAUUCUUGAAAUGGUGUGGUUGCGUUUAUUUGGGUGUGGAUAUAAUCAUGCUUCUGUGAUACAGUUCCUGCUGAGUUUGAAAUGCUAGUGUUAGUAAAGCCAGAAGGAGAGCCAGACAAAAGCUUGGAGAAAAGUCAGAAUUUCAGUGCCUCUUAGUGAUGGUUCAUGGGAAAGUAACGAUUUUGUGUUUGAUUUUCCUAAAGCACUGGGCAUAUGCUUUUUUUCCCUGUGAAUUACUGUUUGUGAAUAUGUAUCUUUACAGCAUGAGAACAUCAGAAACACCUGGUUUUGUGCCUAGGUUUCACUCAGAGGUAGGUCCUUGUUGGAGACUCUGGGUAGUCUGAUAAAAAUGGUAUUUAACUACAAAGUUUUAAUUUCCGCUGCUGCUGAUCAUGGCAACCUAAUUCCUGGUCUUCCUGAAUCCCUGGAGCAGAGGACAUGCCCUCCUCCUCCUGCUCUGCCACUGCCCUGCCUCUGUCCCCUCCACCCCACACAUUUCUUAGCUUUGUGUAGAGCUCAGCAGAGAUUUCUUCAUGAAGACUGGAAUGUGCUUAUAUAAUAUUUUAUAUAUUAUUUUAGGCUCCUGCUACUCAAAUGUAGGCAAACACUUAACCUCUUAUUCACCAUCAUUAGACGAACCAUGGAAUUGCUGUAGCAGACAUCAAGUCAGGUGGAUCUAAACCAGCUUCUGUUUUUCCUGCCUGGAAGGUUCAUCCUUCAUCAUUUUCCUGGCAAGUGUGGCUACCAAGAGCAGGUUUCCCAGGCCAGGAGUGUUUAGUGGGAGCAUUGAUUGUGAACCACACCAGUGAAAAGUGCUGGGCUAGGCGUAGUGAGGGCUCUUCUGCGUGGGAGGGAUCAGGAAGGGGGUGAUGUGAGAGGCUCAAUCUCUGCAAAAGCAGGGGUAGGACAGCAGUAGGAACGCUGGGCAGAGCUGCUGAAAAGGAGAGAGCAACCUGCUGCACUAAAUCACAUCUCCCCUGGGGACACAGCUCCAUAGUUAGCAUCCUCAAAUGGCAUUCCUUUAUUACGGCAUCAUUGUGCACAGUCCUCUAGAGAGGAAGCAAACGGUCUCUAAAACAAUCUGCUGGCAGCUCAGGCUGGAGUAUUUGAGGUUUUCCAGGGCUCUUUUGCUGUGUCACUCUUCCCUUUAAUGUUCCAGCUUGAAGGUUGUUGUUUUUUCUCCAUCAAAGUGCGUUAAAGCGCCAGUAAGAGUGCUCCAAGGACAAGGUGGAGAAGGCAGCAGCCCAGGGAGAACAAGAGAUACUGCAGAACAGCUUCGUUUCGGUGUAAUCUCUUAUCUGCAUGUGAUGCAAAGACAGGGCAGUUUCCACAAGACUUGGAGGCUGCGUGGUGACAUGUUUUCUGUCCUUUUAUAAAAUCCACCACGUUAUUUUGAUUAGAGCGCUAACGUAACUCCUGGCAGCCUCAAAUCUCACUGCUAGCAGCUACUUCCCUCCAAAGGCUGAUGUGGUGCUAACAAGCAGGGAGAUCUUGGGCGUCCUGUUUACAUGGAGCUGGGAAGACAGCGUGUUCCGUGGGAGGCGCCAAGGUAGCGCUGCAGUCGGAUAUAAGGUGAAAAAACUCCAUGUGUGCAGACAGGCUGUGGUGGGGCGUGUUCAUUUGUGUUUGGUGGUGUUCAGGAACUCCAGCUGCAACACUGGCAUGAUGAUGUUAAGUUCUUUUAUAGCUGAAUAUGUAUCUUUUAUAUCUAUGCAUGCAUAGCAUGUUUGUGUUCGUAUAUAUUUAUAUUUAUAUCUGUUCUCUCUCAUGGGAAAGUCCACGUCCUGAUCAUUUGUGCUUGUGAUCUUCUCACGUAGCUCUCUGUUCAGCUUUUAGGUGGCAGAGACACGGUGGGGCAGGCAGAGCUGAUGGGGCAGCCUGGGGUGUAGCCCAGGAUGGACUGGCUGUGACGACGACGUGCCUUAGCCGGAGAGGUCGUUACCAUGAAGAGUUCCUGCAGAGCUGGCCUCCACAGGGAACCGCUGAAUUCCACAUCCUCCACCUUCCAUCAGGUCAAACGGGUUUCUGGUAUGCACUUAAAGCCAUAUCUCAAGUUACAGAAGAAAGAGCGAUCCCCAGAAAUAAGCCAGGAUUCCCUGCGAGGCCACCAGGGACCAGCACAAGGAGAAAAAUACACCAACUGCACCAAACUGAGCGUUUUCCCAAAACCCUCCCUCGUGACUCCAUCUCAAAAGUUCCUGGGGAUUAUUUAUCCAAAUACUAUGUGCAAUAUGAACGGGAAAGGCCCGGCGGACGCUCCAAGUGCAAGAGAAAAGAAGAACUCCCUGUCUGCCACGAUCCACCAGGGAGAAGAAGGGGAAGGGCCGCUGGAUGUCUGGGCUGUGGUGAAACCUGGCAACACCAAGGAGAAAAUCGCCUUCUUCGCAGCCCAGCAGUGCGGCGGCGGCACCCGCACGGGCUCCAUGAAAAUCAAGAGCACGUGGGACAUCGACGGGAGAACGGCCAAACGCAGGAAAAAAUCAGUGGAUCUUAAAAAAGCCAAAAUCCAACUGGAAAGGAUGAGGGAGGCCAACGCCAGGUGCUCCCAGCCGGAGCCUUUCGCCUGCGGCAUCGAGCACUGCUCGGUGCACUUCGGGAGCGACGGCGGCGAGGGCGCGCUGCCGGGCCGCUCGCUGUCGGUCAUCGAGAUGGUGGCUUUCCUGGAGCAGCGGGCCAGCGCCCUGCUGGUGGACUGUGCCAAAUCCUGCACGGCCGCCUCGGCCACCAGGCUGAGCUCCCAGCCCAAGGCUGCCCCGCACAGCUCCGAGCCCUUCUCGCCAGCCGGGGCAUGUGAGGUGCCAGCAGAGCCGCAGGGCGAGCCCGUGCGCGUGCUGGACAUGGUGGCCAGGCUGGAGUCCGAGUGCCUGAGGCGGCAGAGCGAGCAGAGGGAGCCCGGGAGCCUCUCCCGCAACAACAGCUUCCGCAGGAACGUCGGCAGGGUGCUCCUGGCCAGCGGCACCCAGCCCGAGGGAGACACCCAGAAGGGGGUCCCGGCUCAGGGGCACGGCCUGGGGAAGGCAGGGGUGGCGGAGGCGGGGUACGGAGGUCGCUGUGGCUCUCUGGGUGACACCCUGUGGGACGGCGGCGCCUCUGCCCGGCAGCCGUUUCCUUCGGGGCUGGAUAGCCGGGUGGGGAAUGUGAAUUCGGGACUUGCCCACGCGGUGUUGGCGAUGGCGGCUGGCAGGAAUGACACUGAAACACGGAUUGAGCCUCCCAGGGCUCUGCUGUCCCCGUGUCCCGCUGCUGCCAGGCUGCCACCGGAUCCCUUGCAGGGCAAGAACACGACCGUUGAUUGUACAUCGAAAGAGCCUGUCAUUUUCCCAAAGCAUCCUGCUAGGAAGGAGCCCUUGUGCAUCAGUAUAUCAGUCACCAAGACAGAGGAAGGGUGCAGGAAGGAGAAGCUCUCCAGUUCUGGUGAGGAGUCACUCCCAGGGAGGCUGUUUUUCCUCCAGGGUGAGCAGCCUGCUGCUCAGGAGCAACAGCCACAGCGGGAGGGUACCCAGGAGAAGCCAGAGGAAUUAGCCCAAAACGAGGAUGAGGAUGCUCUGGCAUCUGGUAGAUCGUGUGUCAGAAGCAGUGUCCCUACAGAGCCAUCAGCCCUUUCUGUCCCUCCCACAGAAGGGGCUUUGCAAGUACUUGACGCUUCCUGCCUAAAGCGGCAGGUUUCACAUGACUUUCUGGAGACCAGGUUUAAAAUCCAGCAGCUUUUGGAGCCUCAGCAGUACAUGGCCUUCUUGCCUCACCACAUCAUCGUGAAGAUCUUUGGGUUGCUUCCCACCAGGAGCCUGGUUGCCCUAAAAUGCACUUGCUACUACUUCAAAUUCAUCAUUGAGUACUACAACAUCAGGCCGGCGGACUCGCGCUGGGUGCGCGACCCUCGCUACCGGGAAGACCCUUGCAAGCAGUGCAAGAAGAAAUACGUGAAGGGGGACGUGUCCCUGUGCCGGUGGCACCCCAAGCCCUACUGCCAGGCCCUGCCCUACGGGCCUGGCUACUGGAUGUGCUGUCACCGCUCCCAGAAGGGCAUCCCGGGCUGUAAGUUGGGUCUCCACGACAAUCACUGGGUCCCUGCCUGCCACAGCUUUAACCGCGCCCUCCACAAGAAAACCCGAGGAGCGGGAGCAGAGGUGGAAGAGGAAUAUUAGUGCACAAACACUUUCCUGCAAGAUUGUUUGGGAGAGGAGGAGGAGGAGGAGGAGAUUCUCAUGCCUUGUGCUGUUUACAGUGUAUAUAAUUGUCGUGAUUUUUUUUUUUUUCCCCACAGGGCUAUGAAACUGCACAUACUCAAACACAAGAGCCUUUACCUUUUAGAUUAAAAGAGAGCUUUUAGUCCAUCUCUGUAAAUAACACUAUAAAAACUAAUUGUACAUACAGAGUCUACAGCUGGCUGAACAAGGUAACCCCUACAAUGCAGCUAUCCCAGUGUUGCGGCUAUAGGUGUGUGUGUUUUUAAGUGUCUUGUUUCAAAAUCUGUAUAUCCUGUAUAAUAUAUGAAUGUUUCUGAGAAGAAACUCUAAAUAGGUAAAGGUCAACUUGUUUAAAGAAGCUGCAGACAACUUAACUGGACAACCUGAAACUUAGACUAUAGAACAGAUCCAUUAUAGUAGCGUGGCAGUGGAUUAAAAAAGAAAAAGAGGAAUAUUAUUGUAUGGUCAGAAUAUAAAAAAAACGUUCUUGUCUACCUUACCCAUGUUGUCUGGUUGGGUUUGUUUUUUUUUACAUCAAUAAAAUGUGCAUUCUAGAUCUGCCUUACCAGACUUUAUCUUGUAAGACUUUUGCCCCAAAAUAAAAAUGCUGUAAAACAUGUGGCAGAAACUUGGUGCUGUGCUGUAGUUCAGACAUGCAAUGUGCUUUCUCUAGGAAACCUGUCCUCCUACUAACAAAGGAACAAAAACCCCCCAAAUCUCUUGGAGAACUCCCUGCUGUAAGAUUCCAGCUUUUCCUUUCCUUCCUGCCAGCCCUGUGUGCAGCACAGGCUGCUUUCAUCGGGGAUUCUGGUGCUAGGUGUGCAAAGCUUGCAAGAACCAGCCACUUUCUGGUCCUCCUGCUCCCUGGCUGCUCGAGGAUGGAGCGUGGCUCCAGCAGGAUGAGUGUGGAGUUGUCUUGGCUCUGUGACGUGCUGGAAGCUUUCCUAUCUGCUCUGCAUGGAAUUUUUCCCUUGCAAGAAGACUCCUUGCAGUGUUUGCUCUGCUGCAGCCCCUGGCCUCUCCCAGGGCCGUGGCUUGGUGCUUCCCAGGGGAACUGUAGAGGUUUGUGUCGGAUGAACAGAGAUUCCUCACGCUCAGAACAGGAUGGCAGAAUUUCCCUGGAUCCUUCCCUGUCCUGCAGUGCUGGGAGCCAGAGCUCAGCCUCCUGUUCCAGCCCUCGCAGGGUGGAUGGUUUGGAAGCCUGGGAAUGGAGCCUGGCCAGUGCAGCAGCCGUGUUCCAGGGAGCCCAGCAGAGCGUGGCAGCCGUGCCUUUGCCCUGCCCCUGUCCCUUCUCUGCCCACACCUGGUGCUGUUGCUGUUCCUCUGCUCCUCCUCAGGCCAUGGAUGGACUCCUGACUCUCACCAUUCCAAAUCUCUGAGCUGGUGCAACAAGAGCUGGUGCCACCUUCCCAUGGGGCUCACCCCGGGCCUUCCUCCACCCUGCAAAUCCCACGGAGCUGCUGGAAAGGGCAGGGAUGGGGUGUCCCUGCACCUGGUUCAUCCUCUUCUGUCCUUUGCUGCUGGAUCAGCAAGCUGUGGAGAACUGCUGGCUGUGGGGGCCAGGCUGAGCCACCCACCUCCACCUGCCCUGGCCUUGCAGGGAGUGACACACCUGAUUCCAGAGCAUGAGGAGGACAAAAGGGUUUGAAGGCUUUUGUUCUUUCCUUUAACAGUGGGAGAAGGAAAAUCAAGUCCUGACAGCCUGAAAUGUGGGUUUGGUGAGCUCAGGCUUUUCAGGGAAGUUGAAAGGAUGUGCUGGUUUUCUGCUUUGCUUUCACCUGCUCCUGCCACCCACCGGGUGUCACCCGCCCCUCCUGGAGCUGCUCAGCCUCCCCGCGCUGCAGACAUGAUGACAACCAGGAGGAAUGAAAUUAGGAAUCUAAAAGAAGGGUGUGGCUGCCUUGUAACCAGCUGGGAAGAGGGAGAGGAAAAGUGGGAUCCCUCCUUAACCCCUGACUUCAUCCCCUAAGGGGGCUCAGCCUUCACCCAGACUUCCAUCUGCUUCCUUGGCUCUGCCUGGACCAGCAGGAAAACAACCUCCAGGCUGUUGUUUUGCCAAAGCCAUUGGCAUCAAAAGCCUUCAGCUUAAUUCUGAUUAGGGGAAAAGGGAAAGAAGCUGCUUUCCUGCCCCCCCUCCCAAGACUCUGGAAAACUUGAGGCUGACAGCAGCGAGGAAAGUCCCUGCGAGGCUGGAACGGAGUGGCAGAGGAAAAUAUUUUGUAAUUAGAUAAGGGGCCAGUGAGGUCAUUUUAUUUGGAACAGGGUAUGAGAUUUUGGUCACUUCUGUUGAACAAGGGGGAAAAUGAGGAUAAAAUAAUAUCAUGAGGCUAUUUUGUUGUUGGAGCAGGUAAAGCCAGAGGACAACUUGCUGUCUCCUGUACCCCAUCCCUGCCCUCCCCCCAGGCUGGCUGGGGAGCGUGGGCUGGUUUAUACAUCAUUUAUUACAUUGUCUGCUGGAACUGUCCCUCCUGCACAGCAUUGCUGUUAAAAAUUGUUUCACAGAGCAAGCUCCUGCAGCAUUGGUUCUGAGUGUUGCCAUGCUGAGCUGCCUGCAGGCUUUUUUUUUUCCUGUAACAUUGUAAAAUGCAGAUUUCUGUUUCCUUAAGGGAUGGUUCAGGGAGAGGCCAAGGUCUGAUGAAUGUUAGGGGUUUUGGGUUUUUUUUCCUAAGAAGCAAUUGUUAAAAAAAAAAUAAAAUCCAGUGUCGGAUUUACAAAAUUCAGUGUUUAGAACUGAGGAUGAAGGACUGCACCAUGUGCUUGACUUUCCUGCCUGGGAGCAUUUGGAGUGUCUGGACUGAAUUUCCAGAUAGGCCUGUGAAGAAGUUGUAAUAACAUUUCCAUUGUCCAUAAACUUCCAGUUUUCAUCAAGCUCUGGGGCUCUCCUGGCAUGGACAGCACUGAGAGAACUGCCUGUGGCUGAGCCUUGUGGUUGGGCUCUUGCUCCAUCCUGGCUGUUUCUGCAGCUGAUUUUCCCUUUGCUGGGCCCUGUUCCCUGUGGAGAAAUCCUGGGAUGCUGCAGCAGAGCUGAGUUCCUUGUGUGGGACCCCGGUCCCUCCCUGCACUGCCCCUGGAGCUGUUGGAAAAGCCACGGGAAAGCUCCCAGGGCUGGAGCCCCUCUGCUCUGGAGGCAGGCUGGGAGAGCUGGGAAUGUUCCCCUGGAGAGGAGAAGCUCCAGGGAGGGCUUGAAGGGGCUCCAGGAGAGCUGGAGAGGGACUGGGGACAAGGGAUGGAGGGACAGGACACAGGGAAUGGCAGAGGGCAGGGAUGGAUGGGAGAUUGGGAAAAAAAUUCUUCCUUGUGAAGGUGGUGAGGCCCUGGCACAGGUGCCCAGAGAAGCUGUGGCUGUUCCAUCCCUGGAAGUGUCCAAGGCCAGGCUAGACAAGGGUUGGAGCAACCUGGGAUAGUGGAAGGUGUCCCUGCCCAUGGCAGGAGGUAGAACGAGGUGAUCUUUAAGGUCUCUUCCAACCCAAACCAUUCUAGGAUUUCACACCUGUACAAAACUGCACUGACAGACCCAACCUGAGGCUUGGCUGCCAUUUCUUGUGUGGUGGGAAUGGAGCUGAAGCCUCACCUGGGGCUGUUUCCCCUUCCCACCUGCCUUUGGCUGGUCCAGGCAGUGCUGGUGUGGGGACAGCAUCAUCAGCUGCUCUCCUGCCACAAACCAGGGUGGGCAGAUGACAAAAGCUGCUGGUCCUGCCGAAGCAGAAGUGGCCUGAGCAUUGUGGGCACGAGCUGAGGCAUCCGUCCUCCCCAUCUGGUAUGUCACAAAAAAUGGAGUGAGAGGGGUUGUUUCUCCUCCACUGUCCAGCAGCCUGAGCACCAGGGCCCGUGGGCACAGCCUGCUUGGCCCUUUCCCAUCCCCAUCCCCCUGACACUGCUUCACUUGAGUAACUCCAUCCUUCAAAAGACACCUUCCUGCAUCCUGAAAUGAGCUUUUAACGAGGAGCCUCUGCAUGCAGAAGGAAUCCACCACCUCCAGAAACAUCCCCAGCACAGGAGCAGCCCCAAGCCAGGCUCACCCAAGGGGUUUAUCAGUUUACAUGUACACAGAGGGAUGUGUGUGUGUGUGUGUGUGUGUGUGUGUGUGUGCUGUGCCAGACUCCACCCCCUGCUCCCAUGGAGAUGCAGUUAUUUUAUGUAAGAGUAUUUUUUUAGAAUGGGUAUUGCUGAUUCCACCGCUGUACGACUGAUUGCACUGUAACAGGUCUGGUCCCUGUGAUGCUUUGAAGGCUGGAAAUCCUUGUGUACUUUGCCCAGCACGGUGAAAAACAAACCACACCGAAGUAACAGUCAUAAAUAUACAACUUUAAAAAAAAAAUUACUGUUAAAGAUUUAUUGCAAUAAUACAAUAAAAUUUAGAAGGAAAAAAAAAAAAAACAAAAC